Gracilinanus agilis (Agile Gracile Mouse Opossum) is the source of this 936-nucleotide messenger RNA. RefSeq names its product coiled-coil domain containing 188 (gene CCDC188). The coding region runs from base 1 to 936 and encodes 311 amino acids. The record is from RefSeq and is a predicted model, not a curated record. The transcript is spliced from 10 exons. NCBI's taxonomy places the organism in Eukaryota, Metazoa, Chordata, Mammalia, Didelphimorphia, Didelphidae.
AUGCAUGAGGACCUCUGGACUAACCCACAUGGGGAAUUCAGCCGAGAGAGAUUACAAGCAUACCCACCACCUCCACCACCACCCCCACCGCCUAUGUCGGCUCACCGGGUACCAGGCCAACCCAGGCUUCUUCGAUGCUCAGUGGUGAACUUGCGCCCCUUUGAGGAGAGGAACACCAUCCUGGAGCUAGAGCAGAGCAACCAAAGACUGAAAAAUGUGAAUCAAGAGCUGAGGGAACGGCUCGAGGAGUUCAUGGAUCCCACAGACUUGAGGCAGGAAUUUGACCCCCUGUGCCCCAAUCAUCAGCGCCAGUUACAGAUUCUGGCUUGGGAAAAGGACUGUCCCCAGAUGAUGGAGGACCCAAGAACAGUACGGGUGCUAAAACAAAAAAUCUGCCCUCAUGAGACCCACUUCACGGAGAAGCCUCAGAAAGAGGUGCAUCAAAUGAGGCUGUCCUAUGACAGAAAGAAGACACCCCUCACAGAGAUAACACACCAAUCUCCUCAGGUGUGGGAUGGCAUGAGUGAAGUACAUAUGUCCCUGAACGACCAGGCUGAAGGACUUCUGACUCUCAAAAAGGAUAUCCGAGAUGUGUUAGAUGAGGUAGAAGAUAUCCAAAUGGAAAUUCUUCGGGACCAGGCCCAGUACCAAAAUCUAAAAAGGAAAAGCUUGCGUAUCCAAGAGAAGAAGAAGCCUCGACCACCCACCCCUGUAAAAGAAGAUAACCAGACAGGGUCCGGGAAAUCCUGGGCAAUCUUGUCUAAGGCAGGUUUGGUCCUGUCCAUCUGCAGUGUCCUGUUUUACCUCUAUGUUGUGAACCCCACUCCCUAUGAGAACGUUCUUCCCCCACUCAUUGGCCAAAGCACAGUGUGGCGCAUCCGGGCCUUGUGUGACCCCUUCCUCAGGGUGGAAGUAGAUGACUUCCUGCCGUUUUAG